Molecule: messenger RNA, 4941 nt
Organism: Penicillium odoratum
Lineage: Eukaryota; Fungi; Ascomycota; Eurotiomycetes; Eurotiales; Aspergillaceae
Product: DNA-binding E3 ubiquitin-protein ligase SNT2
Exons: 2
Coding region: 1-4941 (1646 amino acids)
Biological process (GO): histone catabolic process
Cellular component (GO): Lid2 complex
Molecular function (GO): chromatin binding; ubiquitin-protein transferase activity
Source: RefSeq, a predicted model, not a curated record
AUGACCACCAGCAACUCUCCGGAGGAAGUGGCCGAUCCGGCCAGCGCCUCCGCCGCGGCCCCUUAUGGCACGCGAUCGAGAGGCCGCAACGCCCCUCGGCCUAACUAUGCGGAAGAUCGUGACAUUGAAAUGGAGUAUGAACCUUCACUUCCAAAAACCGCCAAGCGAACUAGCGGCGUAGGCCUGAAUAACCUCAACGGUUCCAAAUCAGACAGUGAAAAGGCUUCGCCGACCCAAUCACGCAAGAGCCUGACCAAUGGUACUGCAGCUAACGGCAAUGGAAUUGUCAAUGUUAAUUUGAUCCCCAAGGAGUCGAUUCCAGGCACUUCGUCAUUUUCUUCACGACCAGAGGAGAAUGGAUCUGCACUGAGGAAGCGGAAACAACCCGCAAGCGCCCCCAAUUCAAGUUCCACUGGAACCCCCGCCAAAAAGGUCUUCACCACCGCCCCAGGGGAUUUCGACGGCGGUUACUUUACCAAUAUGGUCAGCUUUGAGACAUCUACCCCGUAUCUCAAAGACGGUCAAAUCAAAGCGGACGAUGGCACUACAUUCGCUGUGAAUGAUCACGUUUAUUUAAUUUGCGAGCCUCCGGGCGAACCUUAUUACUUGGCUCGAAUCAUGGAGUUCUUACCAUCCAAGACCAAGGGUGAUGGUGUCAUUGAAGCAUUGAGAGUCAACUGGUACUACCGUCCACGAGACAUUCAGCGACAUAGCCCAGACAAUCGAUUUGUAUACGCGUCUAUGCAUUCGGACACCUGCCCGCUUUCUUCCUUGCGCGGGAAAUGUGAAAUUCGUCAUGUCUCCGAAAUUGACGAUCUCAAUGCGUACAAGAAGACUCGCGAUUCCUUCUGGUAUGACAAGAUGUUUGACCGAUAUAUUCACCGGCUGUACGAUGUAAUUCCGACCAAGGAUGUGAUCAACGUGCCUGCAAACGUGAAAAAGGUCCUCGAUGAUCGCUGGAAGUUCAUCUUGGUCGAAAUGGGGAAAGGAAAGGAGUUGACUGGCGCUGUGAAGACGUGCAAGCGAUGCCGUCAGUUUGCGGCGAAUUCGGAGUCAGUUGAUUGUGCUGUCUGCCACUCAACGUAUCACAUGCACUGUGUACGGCCUGCCUUGACCAAGAAGCCAGCUCGAGGAUUUGCCUGGGCCUGUGCUGCUUGCAGCCGUGCUCACGAGUGCAAGCUAGAGGCGCGAAAUACCCCGCAUGUAAUCGGUGCUCGAGUUGAUGGCGAAGAGGAAAUUGUCGAGGAGGAAGAGGAGGAGCACCAUGCCAAUGGAGUGGUGAACGGGACUGAAACAAGCACCCCGGGUGCAGCGGAGGACUCCAUGCCGAAACCCGAAACAGCAGAACAGAUGGCCCAGGCAAAGAUGUGGCCUUAUCGCUAUCUUGGCAUUCAUUGCCGAGUGGAGGACGCGCUGGACUACGAUGAUCGAAUUUACCCCCGUGCAAGUUCCCGUCUUGGGCCUCGACACCAAGCGAUUGUCAACCCCUGGCCCGGGCGCACUGUGGAAUAUGUGAAACCCCCAGAGUUGAAAAAGAAAGCUGUCAAGGUGGCAGGCGGGCGAAAUGUGAUGAAGCUUACCAAGGAAUCCCAGGCGGCACUGGAUGCCGCGAAGAUAGACCGCGCCACACGACCUAAGUGGGUUCAGGAUGAGCCUCCAGGUUAUAUCGUGCGUGGUGAAGACGAGCCUGUGAUGGUCAAUGGAAAGCAGAUGCGCACUGCCGAGCUGCUGUUCAAAAUGCCGACAGCAGACCAAAUUCCCUCUCGCGGCGAAGACGAUGCACCAGGUGCCCAUCUCAGCGACGACGAACGGGAGAAAUUCAUCGACGAUUAUAUGCGUCAAGCGAAGGAGCUGGCUCCUGAACUUGGGGUUGAAAAGUUUUCCACCAACUUUUUAGAUAAGGCUCUGGAGCUUCUGUACUCCGAGAGCUUCAAUGUCGAGGCCGCCCUCGCAAAGCUCAAAAAGGUUAACAAAUACAAGGAUCUCAAGGAGCCCCAUCUCCGACCCGAAGAAUUGAAGGCUUUUGAGCAAGGUGUCGCCAAAUACGGAUCUGAGUGGCGCAACAUCGCAAAACAUGUGAAAACGGUGCACAUUUUCCAAAUUGUUCGAUUUUACUAUAUGUGGAAGAAAACCCCCCGUGGGAAGCAGGUCUGGGGUAGUUAUGAAGGGAGACGCGGUAAAAAGGAGGUCCGACGACAGAGCGUUAUCUCGUCCAAACUGGUUGACGAUGUCGCCGAUGAUCAUGAUGACUCUGCUUUCGACAACGACAAAGCAGUGGCCCAGAAAAAGGGUUUCCAUUGCAAGUUCUGCUCGACACGCCACUCUCGACAAUGGCGACGUGCUCCUCUCGUGCCGCCUGGAACUGUUGUUCCUACUGACCCCUCAGCGAAGAAGGACAAAGGACCCAUGUUGACUGUCGCUCUUUGUCUUCGAUGUGCCCUAUUGUGGCGAAAGUACAGCAUCCAGUACGAAGAUGUCGAUGAACUCGGGAAAAGAAUUGCGACCAGUGGAAAUAAAUCGUGGAGACGGCGGAUUGACGAGGAGUUGCUAGCUCAGCUAAUCCUAGCUACGGAAACCCCAUUCACCAUCAACAGUACCACCGCCGCCACUGCGACCUCAAUGGGCAUUGCCGUGGACAGUAAUCCGAAUCUGCAACAUGAAAGCAAGCUGGACCCGUCCAAGAAGAAGCCAAUUCGCCCUGAUGUUCCGAGCACGGCAACCUCCACAGCAACAUCAUCAGUGGAGCCAAUGCCGCAAAAGAAGAAGCCCGGGAUUGAAAAGGUUUCCGAGGGACCUCCAAUUGUUCCAGAUCCGCCCAGGGCAAAGACUCUCCCAUGUGCCAUUUGUAAUAAGGUUGAACCCUCUGGCGAGGAGCACCUUUCCUGCCGCGAUUGUCGCCUGACUGUUCAUCGGAACUGUUAUGGAGUACAGGGUACCCGAGCUGGUAAUAAGUGGCUUUGCGAUAUGUGUUCAAACGACCGCAGUCCUUCGAUCUCGACCACCUAUGAAUGCGUGUUGUGUCCUGUGUCCUGGACUGAGCACGAACUCAUGGAGACUACCAAGAAUACCAGCCGCAAGAAGUCUGACCGCGAUAAGGAGAAAGAACGACUGGAGAAGGAAGUGGUUCAAGAAGCCAUCAAACUCUAUCGCCAACGACAAGAGACCGCCGGCAAGCCUACCGGACCUCGGGAGCCCCUAAAGCGUACUGCUGGUAAUAACUGGGCUCACGUUUUAUGUUCUUUGUGGACCCCAGAGAUCAAGUAUGGAGAUGCGAAGGAGCUGGAACCUGCUGAGGGUUUCGCUUCGAUCCCCAAGGACCGAUGGCGGCAAGUGUGCAAGAUAUGCAAGUCCUCCAAGGGCGCAUGCAUUCCCUGCCACUCUGCUGGAUGCAAUGCUCAUUUUCAUGUCGGCUGUGCUUUCCAAGCGCAGUAUCGAUUUGGCCUGGAUAUCACGCCAGUGAAGGGUUCACGGAAAGACAGCGUUCAAACUAUUCGUCUUGGUACUGAGGUUGGUAUGGCUACACCGGCUUUUUACUGUCCUAGCCACACCGUGCCUGCUACGCUCCACGACCUUGGCGAAUUGACUGGACAAGAUGGUUCCAAUGCACUUCAGCUGUUUGCUCAAACAUACAAGCAGGCCGAUCUUACACUGACAGGCACGUCUAGAAAGGCAGCAUAUGUACAGCAGUCAGUUGUGGCUCCACAGCACUAUGCAAUUAACACUGCAUACCGCCGAGCUUCCACCAGCAAUGGGCAGCCAGCGACCCCCAAGGAUGCUAAGCCACAGCCGACGACUAACGAGCAUGGACCUGACGAGAUGGACAUUGACACAGAGGAACGUCCUAACCAGCGUCCAAUUUCUGGGAUUACGGCUGCAGCAACUGCUCGGAAAUGUGUUCGCUGUGCAAGCGAUUUCAGUCCCAGAUGGUGGCCGAGCGCACGGCGAGGGCCUUUGGCGAAUGGCGUGGGAUCAAAUCCGACCUUCCCAUUAUUUGCGCAUGGUUCUGCCUUCCCGCACGUCAAUGGAGCUGUUGGGGAGCCGGCAUAUGAGUGUCACAAAUGCCAUUUAAAGAACCCCAUUCCCGCAGAUCCUGUGCCCGAACCCCGGCCCUCACCUUAUCCUCCUGUCCAAGCUCCGGCUUCGGCUCCAGCACCGGGACCAUCGCCAGCUCCAAUUCAAGGCCAGCCUCAAGGCCAGCCUCAGCGCUCUAUGCUUCCGACCCCAAGCCUGGGCGCCCCUCACCAAUUUGUGCAGCACAGCCAUCCUCCUCCCCCAACUGGUGUUCACGGACGGCCCCACCCCCAGGCUCACCCUCACCCGCACGGUGCUCUUCCAGGAUACCCGCCGCGCUACGAGCAGCGACCGCCACCCAAUGAUCCUAACUUGCGCAAUGGCAUGUCACCUCGUGCCUAUCCUGCCGCGCCCCAGCCCCCACCUCCACACCAUAUGCCCAAUUACCCUCCAGCUCAUCCGUCGAGCCAUCACCCUCCGGCUCCGUCCCCAUCGCAUUACCCGCCUGGUCCUCCUGGUCCGCCAACACAAGCGUAUACGACUCACCAGAGUCCAUAUGGCCCGAUGCCAGCGCGCUCGCCUCACCUGUCGCAGCCUCCUCCUCGCUCAUACGCAGCCUCUGCAUCUCCACCCAUUGUGCAGGCGACGAUCAACCGGUCUCCGCAAACAUCGCUGAGCGCGCUGAACGGCGGCCCACCGCCACGCAUGUAUGCUGUCGAUCGUGGCAUGGGCGCACCGUCUCACUCACCGCCUGUUGCGCAGGCCCGACUUGAUCCGCGCGGACCUACGCCGCCAAAUCGGCCUGAGAACACACCCCCAUCUCACAUGGGAGGACCUACCAGUGCUGCCAGUCGACACUCCGGCGUGAAUGGCACAAGUGCUGGAUCAGGUGCAAGCGCGAGUCCAUCACUGAAAAACCUCCUUUCUUGA